CCCCACUCGCACGCUGGGAACAUGCUGCUUCUGCUGCUGCUGCUGCGGGAAAGUAAGAUGAGCUUUAAUAUCGAAAUAAGGAAGACCCGGGUCGCAAAUGGGGGGUUGCGGGUGGGUGACAUGCGCGAAAUCGACGCGUCCCAUCGCCUUCGCCGAUUCCCCAGUAGCAGACAUCUCCAUCACAUCACAUCGUAUGCAAAGGCUUGUUAUCCUCCUCCUCCACCUCGAUCCACACGUUCUGGUUCGUCCGUCUACGGUCCAUUCGUUUCCUACACCACGACCACACACACAAUUCGCACAUACAGACCGCAGCAGCACAUCCCCCACAUCCCAGCCUCCGGGGUGUUUACCUUUCUGCCCGGCUAUAUUUGGUUUCGCGGUGCGGUGCGGUGUGGACACUGGACACUGGACAACGCAUCAUUACGACAGACAGACAGACAGACCGGCGAGGAAAGCGAGAAACGGAGCUGGAACCGCACGAGUAGUCGUGGUGGUGGUGGCUGUGGUGGUGGUCUACAUAUAUAUCGAGAAGGGGUACCAUUUACCGGUAUAACUAUCUAGUAGCAGGGGGAGGGACGGAGAACGGGGUCAAUUGAAUGACCACUCGUGCGGACCAUUGAUGAGGAUCGAGAGAGACUGCAAUUGCUAUUGGAACCGCCAUCCGAGUCUGGUGUGUUUGGAGUGUUUGGCAUUCUUCCCGUCGAAUCCCCCGAAUCCCCAGCCUCCCCGAUUGCGCAGGUAGGUACCACAUCUACUA
This is a messenger RNA of Tricharina praecox, 757 nucleotides long. RefSeq lists its product as uncharacterized. Lineage: Eukaryota; Fungi; Ascomycota; Pezizomycetes; Pezizales; Pyronemataceae. Bases 98 to 553 code for a protein of 151 amino acids. The record is from RefSeq and is a predicted model, not a curated record. The transcript has a single exon.